Molecule: messenger RNA, 1776 nt
Organism: Marmota flaviventris (yellow-bellied marmot)
Lineage: Eukaryota; Metazoa; Chordata; Mammalia; Rodentia; Sciuridae
Gene: Meiob
Product: meiosis specific with OB-fold
Biological process (GO): resolution of meiotic recombination intermediates
Molecular function (GO): single-stranded DNA 3'-5' DNA exonuclease activity; single-stranded DNA binding
Source: RefSeq, a predicted model, not a curated record
ACGGUCAGUCGCCGCAGCGCUGAGGACCGUGGAGACGCUGAGGUGCCCCAGGGCCUUCAGGAGCAAACACCGGGAAGCAGAGGAUUAAAAAUGGCAAACUCCUGUGCAUCAAAGACCCUCACUGCACUUUCAAAUCUGCAUCCAAAUAUGGCUAAUCUGAAAAUAAUCGGUAUAGUUAUUGGGAAAACAGAUGUCAAAGGCUUUCCAGACAGAAAAAAUAUUGGAUCAGAAAGAUACACUUUCAGCUUUACCAUUCGUGAUUCACCGGCCCAUUUUGUAAACGCAACAUCCUGGGGCCAUGAAGAUUAUAUCAGGUCACUCUCUGACAGCUUUAGGGUUGGUGAAUGUGUGGUGAUUGAAAAUCCCCUGAUCCAAAGAAAGGAAAUAGAAAGAGAAGAAAAGUUCAGCCCUGCAACUCCUAGCAACUAUAAACUGUUGCUCAGUGAGAAUCACUCAAUGGUAAAAGUUUGUUCCAGUUAUGAGGUGGAUGCCAAGUUGCUUUCUUUGAUACAUUUACCUGUUAAAGAGUCUCGAGAUUAUUAUUCAUUGGGUGACAUUGUUGCAAAUGGACACAGUCUUGAUGGGAAGAUUAUCAAUGUGCUUGCAGCUGUGAGAUCGGUUGGAGAACCAAAAUAUUUUACAACUUCAGACCGAAGAAAAGGCCAGAGGUGUGAAAUCAAACUCUAUGAUGAGACAGAACCGUCUUUCACAAUGACAUGUUGGGAUAAUGAAUCUAUUCUACUUGCACAGAGGUGGAUGCCACAGGAAACAGUAAUAUUUGCCUCAGAUGUAAGAAUAAAUUUUGACAAAUUUCGGAACUGCAUGACAGCAACUGUGAUCUCAAAAACCAUUAUUACGACUAAUCCAGACACACCAGAAGCUAACAUUCUAAUAAAUUUUGUAAGAGAAAAUAAAGAAACAAAAGUUGUGGCUGAUGAGAUUGACACUUAUUUGAAAGAAUCCAUAAAUUUGAAUACAAUAGUUGAUGUCUAUACAGUUGAACAACUAAAGGAUAAAGCUUUGAGGAAUGAAAGAAAACCGGAUCCUUUCUAUGGCAUUCUUUAUGCUUACAUUUCUACACUGAACAUCGAUGAUGAAACCAUGAAAGUAGUUCGAAAUAGAUGUUCCAGCUGUGGUUAUGUUGUUAAUGAAGCAUCCAAUGCUUGUACAACUUGCAACAAAGGUUCUUCAGGAUUUAGAUCUGUUUUUCCCAGCUUCCACAUGCUCGUUGAUCUUACUGACCACACAGGUACCCUCCAUUCCUGUAGUCUCACAGGAAGUGUUGCUGAGGAGACCUUGGGCUGCACGGUGAAUGAGUUUCUUGUAAUGACGGAUGAGCAGAAAACAGCAUUGAAGUGGCAAUUUCUUUUGGAAAGAAGCAAAAUUUAUGUAAAAUUUGGUUUGUCGCACAGAGCCAGGGGUGGACUGAGAAUCAGCAUACUCUCAUGUAAGCUUGCAGAUCCUGCUGAGGCAAGUAGGAAUUUGUCUGGACAAGGACAUGCGUAAAACCCAAUGUCAUUUUAAAGUCUGGAAAAGUGUAGGAGUUUCUGUUCUUUAAAAUGGAAUGCUAAUUUGAAGGUUACAGAUAAAAUCGUGUUGUUUAAGUGUGGCGAGAAGUUCUAUGAUUGUCCUGUGCUCCCUGUGCAGUUGGUCUGUGGCCUGUCUGACCGCUCACCUGCACUCACUCCUUGGAGGCUGUUUCUCCUGACUCUGCCUGGCCCCAUGCUGGAGAAUGUUUAUGUGGGUUAAUAAAUACACUCACUCUGCAGAAGUGAA